Messenger RNA from Musa acuminata subsp. malaccensis (wild Malaysian banana), 889 nucleotides. The record is from RefSeq and is a predicted model, not a curated record. Lineage: Eukaryota; Viridiplantae; Streptophyta; Magnoliopsida; Zingiberales; Musaceae.
UCAUCUUUUUGAUAUUUUAGUGAAGACUCUUACUUCUGCUCCAUUGAUGUGCUUAUUGCAAUUUUGUUGGUUCCAGAUUGGUAUGAGGGCCUGGGAACCGAGUAUUUGAUUGCGACAUUUGGUGAUUAUUUCAGAGACAUCAAAAUGUAUAUUGAAGACAGAUCAUUCAGGAGAUUUGUUGAAUCUUGCCUGGAAGAAACAAUAGUGGUUUAUGUUGAUCAUCUGCUUACACAGAGAAACUGUAUUAGGGAAGAAACUAUUGAGAGGAUGAGACUAGAUGAAGAGGUACUAUUGGAUUUUUUCAGGGAGCACCUUAGUUUAAGACCUGAAGUUGUUGAGAAACUUGUUGCAUUGCGGGAGGGCAUACAAAGAAAGGAAGCCAAGGAGGGAGGUCUACUCGAUUGUAAAUUAAAGCAAAAGGCAAAGGUUUUAGACACAACAUGCGGCAUCCCUUGAUUGGUCACCUUCAUUUCCCUGAUCUUCAUUUUAGGAGUAAAUUAGCUGUGAGCAUACUUCGAGUACAUGCCCGAAUUGAGCAAACGAAGUGGCUGCUAUUGAACUUGGUAGCUAGUUGUGUGAUGUCUUACACAUGCUAUGUAGGAUUUGGAAUAGUAGAAAUGAACCUUUUUUUUAUUGUAUCAAUUUUUUGUAUGUCUUUUUUUUUGUUUUGUACAAAUGAAUCUCUGAUGGAGAUGAUCACCAGAAUACAGCAAACGAGGGUGGCCUACGGCCAGAACCAAUCACUGCCUCACUCUUUUCUUUCUGAAAUCUGAACCAACACACACACAAGGCCAUCUGAUCAAAGUAAGAGCUACCAUCUGAUGGAAAUUAAGAACACAAGUUAUCCAAAGGAAUUUAAACAAUCAACCUUGCACGGUUCCAGCAAAAA